Chrysemys picta bellii (western painted turtle) is the source of this 9233-nucleotide messenger RNA. It is a transcript of the gene ASTN1, whose product is annotated as astrotactin 1. Gene Ontology annotation, molecular function: protein binding. Gene Ontology annotation, biological process: neuron migration; neuron cell-cell adhesion. Gene Ontology annotation, cellular component: endosome; membrane. The record is from RefSeq and is a predicted model, not a curated record. Lineage: Eukaryota; Metazoa; Chordata; Testudines; Emydidae.
GCGUGAGCGAGCGCUGGGGAGAGGAUGCACAGGAGGAGAAAGGCAGCAGCGCUGGCAGCCGGCUCGGAGGCACAGCUGCUUCUGUGAAAUCCACCGCACUCCUCCCUGUGCAUGCAGCCUGCGAACAAAGGAACCCAGCGGCGGGGGGUGCAUCCGAGCCGGAGCCUUGCCCUGCAAGCUGCAUCUCAGCCCCCCUGAGCAGGGCUCUUCCCCCCGCCCCCUCUCAGCGCUGGGAAGGAAGGGAAGGCGGAUCGGGCUCAAGAUGGCUUUAGCCCGGCUCUGCGCCCUGCUUGCCUGCUGCUGCUGGCUCCCGGCUGCCGCUGCCGGGGCCGCGGAGGCGGACGAGGACCCGUCCAAGGAGCUGGAGUGCAAGCUCAAGAGCAUCACGGUGUCGGCGCUGCCCUUCCUGCGGGAGAACGACCUGAGCAUCAUGCACAGCCCCUCGGCCUCGGAGCCCAAGCUGCUCUUCUCGGUGCGCAACGACUUCCCCGGGGAGAUGGUGGUGGUGGAUGAUCUGGAGAACACCGAGCUGCCCUACUUUGUGCUGGAGAUCUCGGGGAACACAGAGGACAUUCCCCUGGUGCGCUGGAGGCAGCAGUGGCUGGAGAACGGCACGUUGCUCUUCCACAUCCACCACCAAGACGGCACCCCCAGCUUGCCUGGUGCUGACCCCACCGAAGAGCCCCAGACUGAGUCAGCGGAAGAGGAGCUAAGGAUCCUCCACAUCUCCGUCAUGGGGGGCAUGAUUGCCCUGCUGCUCUCCAUCCUGUGCCUGGUGAUGAUCCUCUACACCCGCCGGCGUUGGUGCAAGCGGCGCCGGGUGCCGCAGCCCCAGAAGAGUGCCAGCGCGGAGGCGGCCAACGAAAUCCACUACAUCCCCUCGGUUCUGAUUGGGGGUCACGGACGGGAGAGCCUGCGGAACGCCCGCGUGCAAGGCCACAACUCCAGCGGCACGCUGAGCAUCCGCGAGACCCCCAUCCUGGACGGCUAUGAGUACGACAUCACUGACCUGCGUCACCACCUGCAGCGCGAGUGCAUGAACGGCGGCGAGGACUUCGCUAGCCAGGUCACCAGGACGUUGGAUUCGCUGCAGGGCUGCAAUGAGAAGUCUGGCAUGGAUCUCACGCCAGUUUUUGCCUUAAAUUCUUCCUGCUCAGGAAGCGACAAUGCCAAGCUGUCCUUGAUGAACAAGUACAAGGAUAACAUCAUCGCUACCAGCCCCGUGGACUCCAACCACCAGCAGGCUACCCUGUUGUCUCACACCUCCAGUAGCCAGCGGAAGCGGAUCAAUAACAAAGCACGAGCUGGCUCAGCGUUUCUGAACCCUGAAGGAGAUUCUGGGACAGAGGCUGACAACGACCCCCAGCUAACGUUUUAUACGGACCCAUCCCGGAGCAGGCGGCGCAGCAGAGUGGGCUCGCCGAGAAGUCCCGUCAACAAGACCACGCUGACCCUGAUCAGCGUCACCAGCUGUGUGAUCAGCCUGGUGUGCUCAUCCCACAUGAGCUGCCCGCUCAUCGUCAAGAUCACCCUGCACGUCCCGGAGCACCUCAUUGCCGACGGGAGCCGCUUUAUCCUGCUGGAAGGCAGCCAGCUGGAUGCCAGCGACUGGCUAAACCCUGCCCAAGUCAUCCUGUUCUCCCAACAGAACUCCAGCGGGCCCUGGGCACUGGACCUCUGUGCCCGACGACUUCUUGACCCGUGUGAACACCAGUGUGAUCCAGAAACCGGUGAGUGCCUUUGCUAUGAGGGUUACAUGAAGGACCCGGUGCACAAGCAUCUCUGCAUCCGGAAUGAGUGGGGCACAAACCAGGGGCCGUGGCCAUAUACAAUAUUCCAGCGUGGAUUUGACUUGGUGCUGGGAGAGCAGCCUUCUGAUAAGAUCUUUAGGUUCACCUACACCCUGGGGGAAGGGAUGUGGCUGCCACUGAGUAAGAGCUUUGUGAUCCCGCCGGCCGAACUGGCCAUCAACCCCUCAGCCAAGUGCAAAACGGAUAUGACGGUGAUGGAGGAUGCGGUGGAGGUCAGGGAAGAACUGAUGACUUCCUCCUCCUUUGAUAGCCUGGAGGUUCUCUUAGACUCCUUUGGACCGGUUCGGGAUUGCUCCAAGGACAACGGGGGCUGCAGCAAGAAUUUCCGCUGCAUCUCGGACCGCAAAUUGGACUCCUCCGGUUGUGUGUGCCCAGCAGGUCUCAGCCCUAUGAAGGAUGGCACCGGCUGCUAUGACCGCCACGUUGGGGUGGACUGUUCGGAUGGGUUCAAUGGUGGCUGCGAGCAGUUGUGUCUCCAGCAGAUGGUGCCUCUGCUGGAAGAUCCCUCUCUGUACAAUAUCCUCAUGUUCUGUGGGUGCAUUGAGGAUUACAAACUUGGAGUGGAUGGGCGGUCAUGCCAGCUGAUCUCAGAAUCCUGCCCAAAGGGAGGUGACUGCGGGGAGAGCCGGGAGCUGCCCAUGAAUCAGACUCUGUUUGGGGAAAUAUUCUACGGGUACAACAACCACUCCAGGGAGGUUGCAGCUGGACAAGUGCUGAAAGGAACCUUCAGGCAGAACAACUUUGCCCGGGGCUUGGAGCAGCAGCUUCCAGAUGGCCUGGUGGUGGCCACUGUCCCGCUGGAGAACCAGUGCCAGGAGCAGAUCUCUGAGCCCACACCCGACCCAGGCUUUCUGACUGGGAUGGUGAAUUUCAGCGAGGUGUCUGGAUACCCAUUGCUGCAGCACUGGAAGGUGCGUUCCGUCAUGUACCACGUCCGGCUCAACCAGCUGACCAUCUCCCAGUCUUUCAGCAACGCCCUCCACUCUCUCGAUGGAGCCACCUCCCGAGGCGAUUUCGUGGCCCUGCUAGACCAGUUUGGCAACCACUACAUCCAGGAGGCAGUCUAUGGCUUUGAGGAAUCCUGCUCCAUCUGGUAUCCCAAUAAGCAGGUCCAGCGGCAGCUCUGGCUGGAGUACGAAGACAUAAGCAAAGGCAAUUCCCCCUCUGACGAGUCCGAGGAGCGAGAGCGGGACCCCAAGGUUCUCACCUUCCCCGAAUACAUCACCAGCCUGUCGGAGUCGGGCACCAAGCGGAUGGCAGCUGGGGUCCGCAUGGAGUGCCAGAGCAGAGGCCGCUGCCCCUCCUCAUGCCCGCUUUGCCAUGUGACUUCAAGCCCAGACACGCCAGCCGAGCCAAUUCUGCUGGAGGUCACCAAAGCAGCGCCCAUCUAUGAGCUGGUCACCAACAACCAAACCCAGAGGCUGUUGCAGGAGGCCACCAUGAGCACCCUGUGGUGUUCCGGGAGUGGGGAUGUCAUUGAAGACUGGUGCCGGUGUGACUCGAGUGCUUUUGGCGCCGACGGGCUCCCAACCUGUGCACCCCUCCCACACCCAGUGCUGCGGCUCUCCACGGUGCACGAGCCGAGCAGCACCUUGGUGGUGUUGGAAUGGGAGCACUCAGAGCCGCCAAUUGGAGUGCAGAUCGUCGAUUACCUCAUCCGUCAGGAGAAGAUCACCGACCGAAUGGAUCAUUCCAAAGUGGAGACCGAGACAGUGCUGAGUUUAGUGGAUGACAUCAUCUCCGGAGCCAAAUCCCCCUGUGCGAUGCCGGCACAAGUACCCGACAAGCUGUCCACCACCAUCUCCUUGAUCAUUCGCUGCCUGGAGCCUGACACCACCUACACGUUCACGCUUUGGGGAGUUGAUAACACGGGGAGACGCUCCAGGUCAAGUGAUGUGACGGUCAAGACCCCAUGCCCAGUGGUAGAUGAUGUGAAGGCUCAAGAAAUAGCAGACAAGAUCUACAAUCUCUUCAAUGGCUACACCAGCGGCAAGGAGCAGCAGACAGCUUACAACACUCUGCUGGACCUGGGCUCACCCAGCCUGCACCGGGUCCUCUACCACUACAACCAGCACUACGAGAGCUUCGGGGAGUUCACAUGGCGGUGUGAAGAUGAAUUAGGACCCAGGAAGGCCGGCCUCAUUCUCUCCCAGCUUGGGGACCUCAGCGGCUGGUGCAACAGCCUCCUUCAGGAGCCCAAGAUCAGCCUCCAGCGCACGUCGCUCAGGUAUCUCGCCUGCCGCUACAGCGAGAUCAAGCCAUACGGACUUAACUGGUCGGAGCUGAGCCGGGACCUCAAGAAGACAUGCGAAGAGCAAGCGCUAAGCAUCCUCUCUAAUGACUAUGGAGACAAAGACAACUGAGGGGUUGAGGAACCACGCUCAGACCCCUAAGAGGCAAGCGGGAGAAAAGAGCAUUUGUGGGAGUUUUAUAAAUGGAUCUGCAGGAGGUCAGUGAAAUCUCCCAAGACAAAGCUUAAACCAGGGAGGCAAGCUACUGCUCUUUGCAGGACUUACCCGGUAUUAGACUCUUCAACACGGCCAACAGCCUUUCUAGUUGGAGGGCUCGUGAGACCCAGUUUUUGUUUGUUUUGCUCAUUUUGCCAAGAGUUUCCUUGGACUGUAUAGGUGAACACAUACUCCAGAAUGAAAGUUACACUUUUAAAGGUUCCAGCCCACGACUCCCACCCACAUUCCCCAUGCAGCGUGACCCUCAAAGAGAACAAAAUCAGAACAACAGAAGCCAGGCAGGGAGAGAAAUCUCCUAUUUGGAAUUAAUAAACCCAGCCUCUCAAUUAACAUCAGGUCUGGAAAAGCAGAAAGAGGGCAUCAGCGUCAGAUUUAGCUCUUCCCCAUAAGGAUCCAGCUCUGAGCUUAGAUCUGAUAACAAAAAAAACGCUGCAGUUGUAAAGCACGAGCUCUGGACUGCAGCAGCAAUAAUCUUCAAAUCAUCACAGGGUAGGGAGGGCUUGUAGCACCCUCCCCCCACCCCUUCAUUCCUUGCUCGUUCUCCAGAGUCCCUGAUCUUGGCUCUGUGCUGGGAUCCUGCAAGGUCCUUCCGAUUGUAGUCAGCUCCAAAUGGCAUGUCGGGGUGGUCACUGAGGUUAACAGGGCAGUAGCAAUGUACUUUUCACUGCACCACAUUUGUGUCCUUUUUUGCCAAAAUAACAGCUGCUAAGCAGUGAUGAGUUUGGGCAGAGCUCUUGCUAAAAUGUAGAUGCUUGGGGAGCAUUUACCCUGGUACCAAACCUCAGCACAUGGCCCACUAUCAGCUUUAAAGGUGCCACUCAGCUUGACCAGUAGGAUUUGGGGAAGGGAGGGUGAGAGGAACCGUGGGAUUGUUUCCACUUUGCAGCAGAGGUUGUCUCCUUAUCUUCAGAUCCCUCUCCACUUAGCAGAAAGUGAAACUCCACCCGGAGUGUGGAAUGAACCAUGAACACACACCUAGGAGCAGCUUCACAGACCUUGGCUACCUACUGAAGAGAUGCAGUCCAACCCUUGGGAGAUCCCAUCUAAAAACCUGAUCUUUGGCUUAUUCUUUCAUGAAAGGUGAAGCAUUUGAAAAGUGACUUCAGUAGAGCACCUGGGUUGAAUCUGGCUCUUUUAAGAGCGCCCCUCACCCACACCCCCAGAAUAGGGCUAUUCUUCCCUAGUUUGAUUGCUCUUUCUUGCCACAGCUCACAAGCGUGUUUGUUGAGGUUACUGCAGCAUGAGGCAUCGGCACCGACCCUGUGGGUGCUCAGCCCCCACCAGCCACAGCUGUUCCCUGCCCCUGCUUGGAAGCUCAGGGAAGGGCUUGGGUGAGGGUGGAGAGUGAUUGGGGGGCGGGAAGAGGCAGAGUGAAGGUGGGGCCUUGGGGGAAGGGAUGGAGUGGGGGUGUAGCCUCAGGGCAAAGCAGGGGUGGAGCACUGCCAGGGAAAAAGGAAAAGACGGCACCUGUGGCAUAAGGAGCUAACCCCUGAGGGGACUGACAGGAGCGCUGUGUUUGUACAGCCCUUGCUGCACAAGAAUUCAUGCCAUGGCAGCAAGGAUCUUCACUCCUACUUAGUCACAGCUUCCCUGUUUUAAACUCCCAUUAGCACUAGGGGAGACGGGGCUUAGUUCAAUUCCAGUUCAUUGGCAGAAGGGAUCUUUAUUACCAGUGAUGAUCGGAGAGGGUGAAAGACUCUCCAGUCCCAGAGUGAGGUGAGGUGAGGCUACAGAGGUGGCAGGUAGAGAAACAUCUUUGACCUUGCCAGCUGAGAACUUUUGAUUUGGAACAACUGUGAGAUGAACAUGGGGCCCCAUGAUGGAACAUUUAUAGUAGCUUUCAAAAUAGAAUCUCCUUUUAAUAUUUUAAUGCUGGCAGAAGCCAUCUGAGCCUACACCUUAUGCUUUCCUGCCAACCUUCUUUUCUCCCACUAAGUGCCAAGGACACAAAUCUGUUUGUUUUGUAUCUAGGGUGGAGUUAAUGCCCACAGCGUUACCUAACAGUAUUUGCAUAUCAACAACCACCAUGCCCUGAGAAUUUUGCACAUUAGAUAUGUCAGUUCUCCUGACCUUUUUCAGACAGGCAGAUGCAAGAUAAGACUCCCUCUGCAUUAUAACACAUUGGGUGGACAAACUUGACCUCGGGAGAGCUGACUUAGACUGGUGAGUCGAGAAGAGCUGCCAGUACCAUAGUUAGACCAUUACCUGGAAGAGUAACAGUGAGGUACUAAAUGCAGCCAACGAGUGUCCCCCUGCAAAAGAAAGUCUGCAACAAAGCAACGGAAUCCACACGGAUCCCAGAUUGCACUUUUCAUGCUCUGUCACAAAGGUCUUAUACCCUUCUGCCCCCAGCAGUAGACACUCACUGGUGCUUUAAAUGCCUCCCAUGAUGCGUUUGCCCUGCUGGGGAAACGGGAGAGAGGUUUUAGCAGCUCCGAGGUGGCUUAUGCCCCAGACCCAAGGGCUGGUUUCUGUUAUAAAAUCAUCACCACUUGCAGAGUCCCAGGUGUUAUAAAAACCCUUACAUUAACCUUGGCCCAUAUCGCAAUCAUGCUUAGUUAUUUGUCUCCCUGCCUCUCUGGGCCAGUGCAUCCCACUCAAGGGAUCUCAAGUCACUGUACAAAGCAAUGAUAAGCUAGCUGCCAGGAGUGCAGUAACCUUGACGCACUCAGCCAUAAUUCAUACACAACCCUGGAUAUUUAAGCUGGAUUCAGUGAGGCGGAAUCUUGGCCAAGACACCUGGGUUUAUCCUCUUACUCUUUUCAGCAAAUGCCAGGACAACUAGAUUUCACAUGGGCAGCCCCCAGGGGAUGGGCCAAAGAGACCUUGGCUUAAUAUCGUCUCUGAAGGACACUUGAACACAUACGGCUUUGGCCCAGAAGUGAGUUUGUUGCUCACCAAGCAGUACUGCAUACGUGGUAUUUUUAUAAGAGAGAGACUUUUCCUCUCUAGCAGCCUCAUCCCCUUUUUAUCACUUCCCAGGGGCAGCAGUGUAGGCGGCUUUGUCAGCCUAGAGAGAGGGACUCUGCCAAGAAACCCCUGCAUCUGCCAGACACUGGGCACUCACACCUGCCAGGGUAGCUGAUUUGUCCCACUUGUGACUGGGCUUCACAGCCAUUUCCAGAUUGCUUCUGCUCUUCGCAUUUUGAACUACUUGCAUCACAGAGCCCCCCACCAGGCAGCCCUGCCUUCCCAAGAAGCCCCUGGUCCUAUCACAGCGACUAUACAUGGCAAAGCCCUAAUUGGUUAGCCAGUCCAAGCCCUGGCCAACAUAGGAAUAUCUCUAGUCCUGGUGUCCCCUGUACGCGCCAGCACUUUGUCUAGGUCACUUUUUAAAAGGACUGAGGCGUUGGGGUCUAUGGUUGACCUCACAGGAGAUUGUUGCUCACUGAGCAUCACAUACCACCCUGCAACACCACGGUAAGCCCAGCUUCCAGAUGGUGGGACAGCACGAGUACCUGCUGCUGUUUUAGUUAUUUGAAUGACAGGAUAGGCCACAUGGGGAACAUUUAUUGAUAUUACACUAACACCUGGCUGCUCCAGCUGAGCCAGAGUCCCCGUUUUGCUGGGUGCUGAACACAUGCAGAGCAGGCGCUUACAAUCUAAGUAGACAAAGGGUGAGAGGGUACUUGACUUGCUUGCCCAACGGCACAGAGUAGGACAGUGGCAGAGCCACAUCUAGAACCCAGCUCGCUCGACUCCCAGUCCAGGGCCCUACCCAGUAGACUCUGCUGCCUGCCUGUGGUGCUGCACAGAAGCAGGAGUGUCACCCACUUACUAUCAUUAUUUCUCUAGCACCAUUACCAUGCAUGGCCCUUCCAGGUGAGACGCAUCAAGGGAUGCAACAGGGCCUCUUGCUGGUGCAGGAUAAGGUGAGGCGGCCUUGGAGCCCAGUGACAAGUCCCCCUCUUCCCAGCCCUGCACAAGUGAGAACACAAGCUGACGUGAGCAGCUGGAGGAGGAGGACAGACUGCUGCUCAGUGCGGUCUUUUGCCGAGGUCCCCUAACGCACAGGUUUUAACGCCAGUUUCUUUAUUCUCAUGGGGUGCGGGGUUUCCUUGGUGGGAGGGAUCGUGACCCUGGUUGUACUUUAUGGCGGCUAAUCCUGAAUUAACAGUUCAACAGAUGCUUUAAGCCACGGAACAUUUUAAACUAGACCUGGCUGUUUAUUAUAGUGUCCUGGCACCAAACACAAGCAGCUGCAUUGCAGCCCAGCUGCGUUGCAAUUGCACGUGACCUGCUGACCAAAUCACCCAUUGAUUUCCAUGGAGACCAUUGGCUUCUGGGCCAUUGCUGUAAACCAGCUGGAAGUCUGGCCCCAAAAGGUCCAGGUUCCAGAUUCACAAAAAGUACUUAGUUGCUUAGCUCCCCUUGAAAUCGCUGGGCAUUAGGUGCCUAAAUACCUUUGUGAAUUUGGGCCACAUCACAUACCACAUUUGCUCAUGGGGGAAAUUCUUAGAUGCAGCUGGGUUUUGUCAAUGGCCAUGACAGACGGCAUUAACAAAGUAUUAACCCUUUAAAAGAUGGCAUUGACCAUGCUGCCAACCAACUGAAUGCUUUUCUAUGUCUGUGGCCACAUUCUCCCCCUUCCUUGGUUUCCUCCUGCAUUAAUGGUGGAUGAUUCACUUGAGACAAACCUCCGAGUUAUUUUCUUGGCUGUAGCUGUACUGCUCUAAUAGCAUUAAUAUCUUUUACUUGUCGUGCAAUUAUUUAACAUGAAGAUGGUUGGGCUGUUUUGUUUUUUUUAAUUACUACAAUUCUUGUUUCUUGAUGUUCUAUUAGAACUCUGUGAUGUUUUACUACUGUAGAUUGAAAGUGGGGUGUGGGGGGGGGAGACAUGGCAAAACCAUAAGGAAUUACAGUAUUAUUUAAAAAGGUUUUAAAAAAAUAAUUGUAACACUGUAAAAAUCCAGAUGAAAAUUUAAGUGACUAUUAAACAGACUGUUAGUAAGUU